GCACUUGUACUGCUUAUUCUAUGAGCAUAAGCCUAGAAACUGACAACUGGAGCUGUAUAACAUGGAGCGGAGACUUGCUUGACCUCCGCAGUUAUUCCGAUGAGGGUCUAGACCUUUAUGUGCGAACGGCUGGGAAGAAGAAAAGCAAAACAGGAUUGAUCGUAGGUACUUGUGUUUGUAUCUUGGUGGUUUUGGCUCUUUUAGCAUUAUUUUGCUACUGGAGGAGGAAAAAGACGAGAGAAAUAGAAAGAGAAAGAGAAAGAGAAAGAGCCACCACCGCUGCAUCAUCAAUUGAAAUAAUGAUGCCAAGGGAAAGAGAAAACCUAAUAGAGGCCGAUCAACUAUCUGCCCCGAUGGAUUUUGCCAUGAUAGUGAAUGCCACAGACAACUUCUCUCAAGAGAUCGGACAUGGUGGGUUUGGGUAUGUGUACAAGGGUGUGUUAGCCAGCGGGGAAGAAAUCGCUGUCAAGAAACUUUCACAACUCUCGAAACAAGGGUUGGAUGAGUUCCGUACCGAGGUGAGGUCUAUUUCACGCCUUAGACACCUUAACAUCGUCCGCCUGUAUGGUUGGAGCGUUUACAAGGAAGAGAAGCUCUUGAUAUACGAGUAUCUAGUGAACGGCAGCUUAGAGCGUCAUCUUUUUGGUGGUGGUGAGCUAAAUUGGGAAACGAGAUUUCAUAUUAUCAAGGGUGUAGCUCAAGGCCUAGCAUAUAUCGAAGAAGGGGGAUACGAUCUGAUUCUACACCGGGACUUGAAACCUGAUAAUAUCUUACUUGAUAGAUAUAUGACACCGAAGAUAUCCGAUUUCGGCUUGGCCCGAAUGUGUGCAAGGAGCGAGAAGGAAGUUUUCACACAGCAUACGGCUGGAACUCAUGGCUACGUAUCGCCAGAAUCCCUGUUACAUGGCAUAUUCUCAUCUGCGUCUGACGUCUUCAGCUUUGGCGUUAUUGUUCUUGAAAUUGUUAACGGGAAAAGGAACAGAUCAUUCUCCUCUUCCAUUGGCUAUCUUCUCGGCUACGCGUGGAACAAAUAUAAUGAAGGAAACUGGAGUGAAAUCAUCGAUGAGAAGAUCAGACAAGACUGUGUAGAGUCUUGGCAAGUGUUGAGAUGCAUUGAAGUGGGACUUCUGUGUUCUCAAUAUUUUGCAAGGGACAGACCGAAAAUAUCCCUGGUCGUGGCUCAACUCCAACAGGAAACUAUUGAGAUUCAAAAGCCAAAACGCCCUGCCUUUUACCCAAUUGAUCAUGAAGGCAAAAGUGGUAUUCCAUCCUCUUCAAACUUUAAGGGAGAAUCUUCAACAUCUACUUCCUGUACGGUUAACGGCUACACGUUUUCAGAGAUCGAUGCUCGGUGAUUUCUUAAUUACUUACUAUGCGGCUGAUAAGUAGCUGGAACUUGGUGUAUAUCAUUUUAUCUGUAUUUUUCCAUUUUGUUUCUUUUCCACAAGUUUUUAAUUUGGUUUAAAAACAUCUUACUGAAAAAAAAAUCGUUAAAUAACUA
This is a messenger RNA of Brassica napus (rape), 1501 nucleotides long. Its product is annotated as G-type lectin S-receptor-like serine/threonine-protein kinase SRK. Gene Ontology annotation, molecular function: protein kinase activity; ATP binding. Bases 21 to 1355 code for a protein of 444 amino acids. The transcript is spliced from 7 exons. Gene Ontology annotation, biological process: protein phosphorylation. Lineage: Eukaryota; Viridiplantae; Streptophyta; Magnoliopsida; Brassicales; Brassicaceae. The record is from RefSeq and is a predicted model, not a curated record.